Messenger RNA from Gymnodraco acuticeps, 4941 nucleotides. RefSeq names its product calcium/calmodulin-dependent protein kinase (CaM kinase) II gamma 2 (gene camk2g2). NCBI's taxonomy places the organism in Eukaryota, Metazoa, Chordata, Actinopteri, Perciformes, Bathydraconidae. Gene Ontology annotation, cellular component: cytoplasm; neuron projection. Gene Ontology annotation, biological process: protein phosphorylation. The coding region runs from base 131 to 1957 and encodes 608 amino acids. The record is from RefSeq and is a predicted model, not a curated record. Gene Ontology annotation, molecular function: ATP binding; calcium/calmodulin-dependent protein kinase activity; calmodulin binding. The transcript is spliced from 23 exons.
UCCCACUCCCUGCUCCUCUCUCUGAGCUCGAGCCUCUCUUCCCCUCUCUGCUUCACGAGUUCUCCUCCCGAAACCUGCGCGAGACGGCAACUGAAGCGCGAGGCUAUUCCCCCCUCUCUCCCCAGUCAACAUGUCUACAGUUCCACUCUCGACCAGAUUCACUGACGAAUAUCAGCUGUUUGAGGAACUCGGAAAGGGUGCCUUUUCUAUCGUCCGCCGAUGCAGCAAGAAGUCCACCGGCCAGGAGUAUGCUGCUAAAAUUAUCAACACGAAAAAGCUGUCCGCCAGAGAUCACCAGAAACUGGACCGGGAGGCACGGAUUUGUCGUCUGCUGAAACAUCCAAACAUAGUACGACUCCACGACAGCAUCUCAGAGGAAGGCUUCCAUUACCUUGUCUUUGACCUGGUCACUGGAGGAGAGCUGUUUGAGGACAUUGUUGCCAGAGAGUAUUACAGCGAGGCAGAUGCCAGCCACUGCAUCAAUCAGAUCCUGGAGAGCGUCAGCCACAUCCACCAGCAUGACAUUGUGCACAGGGACCUCAAGCCAGAGAACCUGCUCCUGGCCAGUAAGAUGAAGGGAGCGGCGGUGAAGCUGGCAGACUUCGGUCUUGCCAUCGAGGUUCAGGCGGAGCAACAGGCAUGGUUUGGCUUUGCAGGAACUCCGGGGUAUUUGUCCCCAGAGGUGUUGAGAAAGGACCCGUACGGCAAGCCAGUAGACAUCUGGGCCUGUGGUGUGAUCCUGUACAUCUUGUUGGUGGGAUAUCCUCCCUUCUGGGACGAGGACCAACACAAACUGUACCAACAAAUCAAGGCCGGAGCGUAUGACUUUCCCUCUCCAGAGUGGGACACAGUGACCCCAGAGGCUAAGAACCUGAUCAAUCAGAUGUUGACCAUUAACCCCGCCAAGAGGAUCACCGCCGACCAGGCCAUCAAUCACCCCUGGGUCUGCCAACGCUCCACCGUGGCCUCCAUGAUUCACCGUCAAGAGACUGUGGAGUGUCUGCGCAAGUUCAACGCCAGGAGGAAACUGAAAGGAGCGAUCCUCACAACAAUGCUGGUGUCCAGGAACUUUUCAGUGGGAAGGCAGCAUACCAGCCCUGCCGCUACUACCAGCACGGCCGCAAUGGCACAGGAAGCGUGCAAAUCCUUACUAAACAAAAAGACGGACGGUGUGAAGUCGCAGGGGACCAACAGUAAAAACAGUGUAGUGAGCAGCAGCAGCACCAAAGACAGCAGCAUGUCAUCUACAGCACCAAUGGAAGCCCAGACAACUGUUGUACACAACCCAGCUGACGGCACCAAGGGCUCCACAGAGAGCUGCAACAACACAGAAGAGGAGGAGAUGAAAGGUAGGAAAGUGUCUGCCUGCGAGUCCUCUACUUCAAGCAGUGUGACGUUAAGCCAGUGCAGCACUCUUGAGGACCAGAGCCAGUUACUGCAGUACCCCGCAGCACCCAGCUCGUGCCCCCCGCAGGAGGCUGCUAACAGCUCCUGUCCUGCCCCAGAGUCCGCUCUGCCGCCCCCUGCAGGCAGCAGCCGCACCCUGCAGCACACUCGUAAACAGGAGAUAAUAAAGAUGACGGAGCAGCUGAUUGAAGCCAUCAACAAUGGAGAUUUUGAGGCUUACACGAGAAUCUGUGACCCUGGACUGACUUCCUUUGAACCGGAGGCUCUUGGAAACCUGGUGGAGGGCAUGGACUUUCACAAGUUCUACUUUGAUAACCUGCUGAGUAAAAACAGCAAGCCCGUGCACACCACCAUCCUGAACCCCCACGUGCACCUGAUCGGGGAGGAGGCCGCCUGCAUCGCCUACAUCCGCCUCACGCAGUUCAUGGACGCUCAGGGCCGGCCGCGCUCCUGCCAGUCGGAGGAGACGCGGGUCUGGCACCGCCGCGACGCCAAGUGGCUCAAUGUGCACUUCCACUGCUCCGGAGCGCCGGCUGCCCCGCUGCAGUGAGCCGACACCAGGCCCAGCUUUGCCUGAAACUCUAAAGCUGUUUGGAGCGUUUUAUUCUCCGCGGUCGGAUUUGUGCCUGGAUCCUGGCGGGGAAGAGAGGCAGCUUGGAGAGGUGUGAAAUCACAAAAGUGGGGAAAAAGGGUGAUAUAUUAAAAAGUAAAAAAAAUAAAACAUAUUUCAAAAGCUUGACUAAAUGACCGCCCAACACGAUCCAGUCAAUCCUCGCUAGGGGGGGGGGGGGGCCCGGCUGACGCUCCUGCAGGUGGUGCAUGCUCGGGGGACACAUGGGGUGAAGCUGUCCCGUCUCCCAUGGCCUUUAUUUCCCUGUAUCUGUUAUGUCUGCUGUCUGGAAAAGUAUUACAAAUAUAUAUAUCUAACCGAAAAACAAGUACACUCACCACAUAUGGAACAGAACUGGGGCGAUGAGAGUAAUAUCUGGAAAUGUGAUUUAUAUUUUGUCUGAGAGCAGCAGAACGUCUACUUGAAUAGAAGUUUGUUUGACAGGUUUAUGAGGGUUGGAUUUAUGGGAGCAACUUAUAUCUACUUAAUAUCCGAAUUUAUCAUCCAUUUAAGUGUCAGGUUUGAGCGUCUGUACACCAUGUUGUGAGGCGUUGAGAUUCGUUACUGAAUGGACCUUUGUUUUGAUUUUGUGUUUUUGUAUCAUGUUAUGAAGCUGUUUUUACCUUUUUUAUUUUAAAGUGUUGAAAAAGGAUCAUUUUUAAUCAAAAGGGGGGUUUUAUUUAAUAGAAGUGUGUGUAUAAACAAAUAUUUAUAUUAGGAAAAAAGGGGAUAUAUUGUACGUUUAGGGUGAAGGGAGGGGAGUUAAGCAUGAGUGGGUUUUUUUCUCUACUUUGAGGUCCCGAGGGUGUACGGUAUAUACACACACAAGUACUCACUCCAGUGCAUGCACGCGCACGCACACACACUCUGAGGGUCCAGCCGUUAGGGUUGAGCCUCUCGAGCUUUAGACACACGAGGCCAGCUCAUCCUGAAGUUGCAGAAGGUCUAAAGCUCCUCACAUCUCUGAACUACCUAAUCUGAAAGCACAGAGGCACUCUCUCUCUAUCGUUAUUUUGUGUAUUUUUGAUGUGAAGCAUGAACUAUUUGAUCUAACAGCCUGUACUGUUUUUGCACAGACACUUAUGACUCGAUGCUGUUGUGUUCGCUCUUUGAGGGACUGAUCCUUCCUGCAACUUCAGGUUCCGCUUGCCUGAAUCCUUCCCGUCUCUCCGCCUCUCUACUUCUAUCAUUCCUGCCUCUUAUACUUACUCCACGUCCCCAUUACUGUCCGAGUAGCACCUCGUCGUGUGAUGAUGUCACCCUCUCUUGUUCUGACCGUGUUCUUGAAAAAUGUGUGUGUCGUCCGUCUUGGCUUGCUGUACUUCUGUGUGAAGUCCUGGAAAUAUUUUAAAAAGCAUGUUCAAAAGGGAAUGCAGCCGAGGGAUUGGACAAAAAAAAAGGCAUGAUGAUGGGACGGGGCUCUGGGACCUUCGCUGAUGGCAAUCAAUGGAUUUGGUCCCUUUUGUCACAGUUUUUGUUGUAAAAUGUCGUAGUUGUUAGUGUGUUGGUGUUGAUAUUUUAAUUUUAGCCAGAUAUAUAAAAAAUGAGGGGAUUUGGAAUAAAGGCAGCUGAGACUGCCACAAACUUUUUUUACUGCCCGUUGCUCCUCACAUGCUGAACUCUCGAGAUAAACAUACUUAAUAACAGAGGAACUCACAACAUCAUACAAGCACAUGAGAUAAGUGUCUCCCUCCAAAGAGGAGAAAACAUAUCUCCAUGUCAGUCUUUGAACACUGUUUUUUCACUGUGUCGUACAAACUUGUGAGUGUGUCUUUCUACGCUGCUCUGUAGUAACUCACGAUCACGCUUCAAUCACACACCGUGGUAAACACUGACAGAUGAGCAUAUUUCAAAAGAUGAAUCAUAGUGAGGCCUGUCCUCCUGUAUCAACCGCCUGUGCUUCUGAGUGAUGUGACAUAUCUGACAUGCCAUGACCACUGUGUCCCCCACAAACACACACACAUAUUUCUGCGUCAUAACAAGGAUGCUUUGUAAAUCUGUUAGAUCUGUUGUGGCCCAGGUGUGUGUUGAUGCCACCAAAUCUGACAAAAUGCUUUUCUUUCAUUGUAGAUGUUUGAUUGGAAAAUUAAGAUGCAGUUAAACUUUACGGGUUAUCUUACAGAGGCGAAACUGAUAUUAGGGAACAAAUAGAUUCAUAGUCAAGUUUGCCGAAGUAUUUGGACAGCUGGAUUUAGUUUAAAUGUACGCUUAAGAUGAUGGAUACGGAGCGAAUCAUUGGCUAUCGAUCUGAGAGUGAUCAAUGUAUAACUCGCAGAUAAAAACCAAACAUUUCUCUUAAAAAUAUCACAAAAUAUCAUAAAGUUACAUGACUCCCUAUGUUUCCGUAGAGAACUACAGAGUGGCCUCCCUGCUUCAGCUGAAGAUCCAUUGUAACAUUUCACCAUGACAGGGUAUUGACUUUUAAAGCUUGCUGAUGUAAAUAGAAAAUGUGACCAAAUAUAGACUUACCUUCACACAGAGUAAAGACUUUGAUAAACUCCUUAGUUAAAAUACUUUGGCAAAUACGCAAUAUAUGUUAGAUUCAAACAGUACCUGAGGAAAAUGUUGAAACGGGAUUAUUAAAACCACAAUGUUAAACAUCAACACUAUAUAUGCAGUUCUACAAAUGGAAGAAAUAUGCAUGUGUACUUUCUGGUAAUUUUUCACUGUUUACUCAAUAAAGAAAUGGAAAUCUAUGUUACUUGCAUCCUCGAGGUUAUGAAAUGGUUCCGUCUGAGAUAUCAAAACAAAGUGAUAUGUCACAUUAAAAUUGUUAGCGAAAGCCUUAGCUUGUACUACGUGAGUAAAAUGCAUUGUAACCUUAAACUGAAGGGGCUACACAUGUGUCUAUACUUUGAGUUUCAAUGGAUGCUGGAUUUUUUUUGCAUGACCAUACGGUUAAUAAACAUACAUUUAAAAUAUCA